This is a messenger RNA of Penaeus monodon (black tiger shrimp), 1738 nucleotides long. RefSeq names its product proton-coupled folate transporter-like. Gene Ontology annotation, biological process: transmembrane transport. NCBI's taxonomy places the organism in Eukaryota, Metazoa, Arthropoda, Malacostraca, Decapoda, Penaeidae. The record is from RefSeq and is a predicted model, not a curated record. Gene Ontology annotation, molecular function: transmembrane transporter activity. The transcript is spliced from 13 exons. Gene Ontology annotation, cellular component: membrane. The coding region runs from base 141 to 1592 and encodes 483 amino acids.
GGAGAUAUACCUCUCAGUGGAUUAGUCGCCGUGUCACUUCCUCCGCGGCGCUCGCACCUCCACCUCCUCCUCUUCAUUUCCAUCAUCUUUACUUUGGUCUUUUUUUGCAACCGUACCUCUAUUUCGGAAAAAAAUACAAGAUGGACGCUUCGGUGACUACAUUCAACCCUUCACUAAGAAAAGACAAGGAAACGGGUAAAGGUGGCGUUUCUACAGAGGCUGGGCGCGACGGAGGCAAGCGAAUCUUGGCGAUGAGGAGGCUUUGGGCUGCCACCACUUAUGAGCCGCUGUUCCUGCUGCAUUCCAUUGCUUACUUCGCCACUCUUACAAUGACCGAGUCCCUGAUAUCGGAGAAGAGCUGCCUGGUGACCCUCGGCAAACCGGAAGAAAUCUGCAAAGACCUUUACAAACACCCACACGAUGCAAUUGAGGUACAGCAGGUUGCGUCAAAAUACCUAGGAAUUGCUGCAUUCUCGGAAAGCUUUGUCUCCAUAUUUCUAUUACUUUACAUCGGCCCCUUCUCUGACAGGUACGGUCGCAAGCCCUUCCUGUACCUGAGUCUGGUGAUGAAAACACUGAACGUUAUUAUAUUUUUUUUCGCCUCUGCGUUCAUGUACUCUCCUAUCGAGCUCACUGUGGUGGCGCCGUUCCUCUACUCCCUCGGGGGAGGCAUUGGCACUUUCCUCAUGCUCGUCUUCGCCUGCAUCUCCGACGUCACCACGGAGGCCAACCGGACCUUCAGGCUGGGCGUCCUCAAGAUCUUCAUGGCCUUCGGGACGCCCACGGGCAGGGUGGUCGGCGGCCAGGCGUUCGCUAUGGGCGGUUAUCUAGCGGCGUACGGGCUGGGUCUCGCGCUCCUGGCCGCCUGCCUCCUCAUGCUCGCCUUCACUGAGGAAUCCGUGAAGUUCAGUGAAAAUGAGGUGAGGCCCAAGUUCAAGAUCUCGUGGCUGGUCGAAGAGCCUGCAAAGCUCCUCACCGCCGUCCACCGCAAGGAAGGACCGCGAAGGGGCAUCGUCUACGGCGUUCUCGUCUCCCAUAUCUUCAUGUUCUUCGCCCUGAAUCCUCUGUACUUCCUAUUCUUCAAGUUAAUGUUUGACUGGGACGCAACAGACUAUUCUAAUUGGUUUUUCUACAAAGACAUGGUUAAAGCCACUGCGCUGGUGGUGCUGAUGCCUGUGUUGGUGGGCCGCCUGCAGCUCCCCGACACCGCCCUCGGGUUGCUGGGCUGCAGCUCCGUCGCCUUCAUGCAGAUCGCCCUCGGCCAGAUCGUCAGCUCCUCCAUGACGUGGGUCGCUCUGCUCGCUCCACUGCUUGGGAUGCUGGACAUGUUCGCGCAAUUGGCUUCACGUUCCAUUAUAUCCAAGUGUUCAGAUGGAAGCAGAGAACUCGGAAAGCUCUUCGCGGCACAAGCAGUCCUAGACUCCAUCGCUGUAGGUCUUUCGGGGCCUAUGUACGCAGCCGUGUACAGCUCCACCGUCGACAGCCUCCCCAUGGCGCAGUUCCUCCUGGCAGCUCUGUUCAUGUUCUUCUCCGUCGUCGGAAUCUGGGUGUGCGAUAUCUUCGUUUUGAAGAAGGAAUCCGGAGCCAAAUGAUAAUUAGGAAGAAGCUUAGGAAAGAAUGUUCAAUGUUUUGAUUAUUAUUUUUGAUUAUUACUUCAGUUAUCGCUGUAUUUUAUUAUAUUUUGUCAUUAAUGUAGAGAGUAUUUCCAUCUGUCUCCUUUUUAGAUUAGUUACAUAUA